CGCCAGUGUGUGGAGUACGCUCUGAAGGCGCAGCCCCUGCGCCGCUACAUCCCCAAGAACCGCACCCAGUACCGCGUGUGGGCCAUGGUCAACUCCACGGCCUUCGAGUACAUCAUGUUCGUCCUCAUCCUCCUCAACACCAUCGCCCUGGCCGUGCAGCACUACGAGCAGUCCAAGCCCUUCAACUACGUGAUGGACCUGCUCAACAUGGUGUUCACGGGGCUCUUCACCGUGGAGAUGGUGCUCAAGAUCAUCGCCUUCAAACCGCGGCAUUACUUCUGCGACGCCUGGAACACCUUUGAUGCCCUCAUCGUGGUGGGCAGCGUGGUGGACAUCGCCGUCACCGAGGUCAACAGCUCCGAGGACUCCUCCCGCAUCUCCAUCACCUUCUUCCGCCUCUUCCGCGUCAUGCGCCUGGUCAAGCUGCUCUCCAAGGGCGAGGGCAUCCGCACCCUGCUCUGGACCUUCGUCAAAUCCUUCCAG
Molecule: messenger RNA, 483 nt
Organism: Zonotrichia albicollis (white-throated sparrow)
Lineage: Eukaryota; Metazoa; Chordata; Aves; Passeriformes; Passerellidae
Source: RefSeq, a predicted model, not a curated record